Molecule: messenger RNA, 828 nt
Organism: Necator americanus (New World hookworm)
Lineage: Eukaryota; Metazoa; Nematoda; Chromadorea; Rhabditida; Ancylostomatidae
Exons: 5
Coding region: 1-828 (275 amino acids)
Source: RefSeq, a predicted model, not a curated record
AUGUCACUACAUUACACGGAGGACGUCAGCUCAUUGUAUCCUCAAAUCCCUUCCUCAGUGGAUGAGCUGCCAGGGUUGUUCAAAGCUCUUAAAGAUGGAACAGAAGAAGUCAAAGGUCUCCUGAAAUAUAGCUGCAACGUAAUCCUUGAGUGCCGAUGUUGCCAAGCUGUUUUCCGUCACCCAGAAAACUUUCACAAACACAAACUGACUGUUUGCCGUGCUUACCACAAACCAAUUACACCCACGUAUGAACAAGUCUUAAAAUUUCAAAAGAAAGUAGCCGCAAUGUACGAUCCGGACAUGCCAUCAAGUAGCAAGUUAUUUGACGAAGAGGACGACGGCGAAGAACUCGUCCCUGACGACAACUCCUUCAUUGACACCUACGACGGCAUUGAGGAGUUUUGUGACUACGAUCCAGUAGAUAGUCCGGAACCUGGAGAAGUUGUAGAGUUACCGGAAGAGGGUGUGAUGGUUUAUGGCGUUGAAGAAGUCGAAGAAGAAUCGCUGAGUGAAAUCGAAGAAGGUGAAUACAUAGAGCCCGAAGAAGGUGGAAGUCAUCAUUCUAACUGCUCCGCAUCACCGCCACCAGCUCAGGUUAACUGCGAAGUUCGCACAUUGUCGUCAAGCAGUGAACCGCCUGAAGAAAUGGACUCUAACAACGCAUCAGAUGACGCCAUUUCGCUCUCAGAAAGUCCUCCGCAUGGAUCUGUGGAUAUUGCACUUUUCGAUGAUAGUCUGCUAGAUUCACCUACUGAAAAUGAAUACUUUGGAAAAGGUUAUGACGUGGUGACUUCACCAUCCAUGCUUCCAUUCUCCGAAACAAAGUAA